AGUUACGAUUGGUUUUAGUAAAAAUCAAAUUGAGAAAAAUAGUAUUUUGGUUCAAUUUGUGAAAAAUACCAUCAAAAAGAAAACAAACAGGAAAUUUCUUAUCAGAACAUUAAUGAAAUAAUUGAAUUGUUGGUAUAAAAACUACAAAAGUAAAUGAAAACAUCAAAUUUACUAUAAUCCAACAAUAUGGAACCAUGGGUGAAAUAUUUGCUGGUGUUUGGAUGUUUCUUGGUGCUAGCAGAAACUUCUAGUUUGGAUCUAAAUCAUGUUCAAAAUGUGCUUCUUCGAAAUAAAAGAUUUUCUGAAAGUGACACUGAACCAUGCAAUUUAUACGGCAAAAAUGAUAAACUUUGCUUCUUCACUUCAAAGUCGGCACCUUACCAAAUAGCAGUAAUAAAUUCAACAGCAAAUACAGCGAUAGUGUUCGAUUGUAUAGGAAAAAAUGCAGCUCUGAUUGAUGGUUCAAAAGGACAUACUAUAAUUUUGAAUAGUCUUGUCAAGAAGGGAACAUACAUAGCAGGUUCAUCAAUUCCGAUAGAAUAUUUAUUUAACACAGUUGAAAAUUACAAAGUGACACAAACCUUUGACGCUAAUAAACAAAAUAUUUUCAACUUUAACCCAAAAGGCAAAGUAAAAACCUCAAGCACGAAUAUAAUGGUCGAACAACUUAUAAUGGACAUCUUUAAAACACUUGGAAAGACAUUUCAAAAUUAUGCCAUAAAAUCCAUAGGUUCAGGUCCAGUUGUUACGGGUGCCAUGAAGUUGAUUCUUGAAGUAGAAAGCCCCAUCCAACUACUGAUAGCCGACAUCAUCGAUUUAAGUACCAACGGAUGGUUAAUGUUGAAGAAUGAUGCAUUGGACAUAUGGGAAAUCAUCAAAACAUUUACCCUGUUCACUUUAAGGUGUUCAAUUCUGAAAUUAAAUUCUCGGAAUGUGAGAAUCCCUUUAGGAAUAGUGAUAGGAAAACUGAAUGGUUUGGAGUCGUUUGAAUUAAUCAUGUCCGAAAUUGCCAACAAAACUACAUUGGUCAAUACCAUAGCGUUUAUGGGCAAAUCUCCUCUUAUCAGUAUCCGGAUCAUAGCAGGUCUAGGUGGAAUGGGACUUCAAGAUUCGACAGGUGUAUUCACCAUCGUCGCUAAAAUAGCCGAACAACUUCUAAGAAACACCCUCAAAACAUCUUCUCGUAUUAAAGAUAUCACUGACAUGGUUCUGUUGUUUUUCGUGGAACGAAAAAAAGCUCGAAUACCCGUAGAUCAAGAAAUCUAUGAAGUUACUGAGAGACUAAAAAAGCUUUUCACCCAGAAAAAUAACAAAAAAAAAACGUUGACACCUCUGAUAAAAAUGAUGGACACCAUGCGAGGCAAUAGAACUUUAAAACUUCGAAACGUCAAUGUGGCACAAGCCUUCAAAAUUCUCACUGAUUCCAACGUGCCCGAUGCUGUCACCAUGGCUUCCUCGAUCAUCAAGAUCUUCACACCUUUGAAAAUUCCGAAACUGAUCAACAGCGCUCUAGCUGGACUGUUCUCAAGUACCGUCAAUCUGAUGAAUAGUGAAGAAAAUCGUAUAUCUGUUCAAGAAAUAUUACCUGGAAUAUCCCUUCCUGCUGAAGAUGGUGUAGUCCGGUCUUCUGGUCAAACUGUACCACUCUUGAGCCUCCCCACAAUAGAAAUAAUUGAGAGAGUACCUCAAUUCCGAGCCGUGUUUGCUGUACUGGACAGAAAUGCUGUGCAAGCUUUUAAUAUUAGUUUAUACGACACACUGAAGGAAGAUCCGCAUUUCAAUAACGAAAUCAACAUAGCUAUUAGAAGAGCGCUGGCUUGAGAACUAAUAUUCUUAAGCAUUGAAGCUGUAUACAAUGUCACAGA
This is a messenger RNA of Sitophilus oryzae (rice weevil), 1865 nucleotides long. RefSeq lists its product as uncharacterized. NCBI's taxonomy places the organism in Eukaryota, Metazoa, Arthropoda, Insecta, Coleoptera, Curculionidae. Bases 187 to 1821 code for a protein of 544 amino acids. The record is from RefSeq and is a predicted model, not a curated record. The transcript is spliced from 10 exons.